Cotesia congregata is the source of this 879-nucleotide messenger RNA. Lineage: Eukaryota; Metazoa; Arthropoda; Insecta; Hymenoptera; Braconidae. The record is from the annotation of a GenBank genome assembly.
AUGCCAUUCACAGCAGACGCAGCAGCGCACCAGAUCCAGGAGCGUUUGAAGAGUAUCUACCAGCUGGUGAAGGACAUCGACACUGAGCGAACCAGGUCAGAGGUAAAUUUAAACAACAUAACAAAAGCCCACGAAAAAGUGACUCCGGACGACAAAAUAACUCCUUACUACCAACAAAAAUUAAAAACUUUGUACAACUCUGCGAUACAAGAUGCGCAACAAGAGGAAGAGCUUUUGCGGUCAGCGUUAUCAAAAAUCAACGAGAUCCGAGCGAUUAGGAACGAGCGGCGAAUACAGGCGAGGAAUGCGGGGAAUAAAGAGACAAUUCGUCGCGGGGCGCUGAUGAAGAUGCUGCAGAGCACCGCUGCAACCUUGCCGCUGUACGUCGGCAAGACACCUGGAGCAAAGGCGCCUCCUCUUUGCGGCGCGGUGCCAGCAGAGUCGACCUACGUCGCUAAAAUGGGCGACAUGGUCGCGGCUCUGGUCAAGAGUUCCUCCGACGAAGAGGAGAACUGGAUCCUAGCGGAGGUCGUUCACUUUAAUUCCACCACCAACAAGUACGAGGUCGACGACAUUGACGAGGAGCAGAAGGACCGUCAUACUUUGUCCAGAAGAAGGGUUGUACCCCUGCCGCUGAUGAGGGCCAACCCGGACACUGAUCCUCACGCUUUGUUCCCCAAAGGGUCCAUUGUCAUGGCUCUCUAUCCCCAGACCACGUGCUUUUAUAAAGCUGUUGUUAAUCAGCUGCCCAAUUCUGCUACUGAGGAGUAUGAAGUUCUCUUUGAAGAUGCUUCUUAUGCUGAUGGAUACUCUCCGCCGUUGAAUGUCGCUCAGCGGUAUGUUAUCUCUAUUAAGGAGGGAAAGAAGAGCAAGAGCUAG